This is a messenger RNA of Durio zibethinus, 1726 nucleotides long. RefSeq names its product F-box/kelch-repeat protein At3g27150-like. Gene Ontology annotation, cellular component: cytosol. Gene Ontology annotation, molecular function: protein binding. NCBI's taxonomy places the organism in Eukaryota, Viridiplantae, Streptophyta, Magnoliopsida, Malvales, Malvaceae. The record is from RefSeq and is a predicted model, not a curated record.
GAUCAAAAUAAUAAAUAAUAAAACCAAAUGCAUCAUAUUUUAAUCCCAACAGAUGAGCCAUACUAAAUUAAGAAUAAAAAUCUCCUGCAAAUGGGGGUCUUGCGAUUGUAAAUUCAUUUCUGUAGUACCCGGUUCUUUUAUUUUUUUCUAUAUAUCGUCACUUCUCUCUCUUCCUUUUCUUCAAAUGUUAAGAGUUUGUGUUACUGUUUAAGCUCUAUAGAUUGUGAACUUUCCUUUCUGUUUUUCUUUUUUAUUGACUUUCCCCUCUCUGGGUGUUUUUAUGUAAUCCUUUACCUGUUUUCUCUUAAACAACAUGGCUGAGGAUAACUUUCAAAUGCCCCCAUGGGAAAAUAUUCAGAUUUGUAAAGAACCUCAGGAUGCAGAUUACUCAUAUAUUCCCGAGCUCAGUGAUGAGCUAGAGAAUUUGAUUUUAGCUAGAUUUCCUAGAUCAGAAUAUUGGAAACUUUGCUUAUUAAACAAGCAUUUCUUACAUCUUCUAAAGAGUGGUGAGUUACUUAAAAUUAGGAGGGAAAUUGGGUUUAAAGAAUCAUAUAUAUUUAUGUCACCUAGUGGGGGCAAUUGUUGGUGGGCAUUUGAUAGGAUGUUCAAGUCUUGCAGAAAGCUACCAGAGUUACCAUCAACAGAUGUGUGCUUUAUAAGUGGAGAUAAGGAAUCACUUUGUGCUGGGAGCCAUUUGAUUGUGUCAGGCAGGGAGACUGAAGGUCCUGUUGUGUGGAGGUUUGAACUGGAAACAAGUAAAUGGUUUAAGGGUCCUGCCAUGAUCGAUCCUAGAUGUUUGUUUGCUUCUGCCACCUGCGGUACCUUUGCUUUUGUAGCUGGUGGGAUUGGGAUGGAGACCACAGUCUUGAAUUCAGCUGAGAAAUAUAAUCCGGAGACAAAAUCAUGGGAGCUGCUCCCAAGGAUGCAUAGGAAGAGGAAGCUUUGCUCCGGGUGCUUCAUGGAUAACAAAUUUUAUGUAAUUGGAGGGAGAGAUGAGCACAACAACGAACUCACUUGCGGAGAGGCUUAUGAUAAGGACAAAAACACAUGGGAAUGGAUCCCUGACAUGUUGAAAGAUGAUGACCCAGUUGCAACACGCCAAUCUCCACCCCUGGUUGCGGUGGUGAACAAUGAGCUUUACUGUCUCGAAACAUCUUCCAAUGAGCUGAGGGUUUACCUUAAGAGCAGCAAAACAUGGAAGAAUUUAGGAGCAGUACCAGUUAGAGCUGAUCUUCAUAGAGGAUGGGGUGUAGCAUUCAAAUCUCUAGGCAAUGAGCUGCUAGUGAUCGGAUUCUCAUCUUCCGUUUCAAGUGGUGGCAUGACUAUCUACACUUGUAGCCCACAGCCUGACACCAAGGAACUGCAAUGGAGGUGCAUUGAGGGCUGCAAAGACCGGCUUAUCUUUCUCCUGAACUGCUCUGUUAUGGUAGCAUGACUUUGUACCCAUACUGUUUAACAGGCUUAAUUUCCUGAAUAAAAGCCAGAUUGUGUUAUCAGGGAACAUGGUUCCAUUUUAGGCCAAUAUUUCAUUUCCCUUGGAAUUAAGCUUGAAUUGUGAUGCUUUUUGUUUACUGCUUUGAAACCUUACUCAACAAAACAAUUUCAAGAAAAGACCCCUUCUCUUCCCUCGCCUCUCCUUCCCUCUCCCUCUCUCUCAUUCAAACUUCCAUUGAUAAUCUUUUUAUCAACAAAACUAAAACAACCAAACUCAAUCAUUUAAAGGUGU